AUGUCACCUUCAAUAAAGAAAUAUGUGAAGGACAUGAUAUCCAACAGCUUCCCAGCUGCUGAACACAGCGCCAUGAUGGUUUCGGAAGAAGUGAGUGCUAUAAUCCGAGGCGAAACUCCGAUCAAGAGGCCUGAUCCGGGCAGCUUUGUUUUGGAUUGCAACAUACGGAAUAAAAGUUGUCCUCGAUCCCUUUGUGACCUAGGUUCCAGCGUGAACCACAUGCCGCACUCUGUCGCGAUAUCCCUGGGAUACGACAAGUUCAAACCUACCAAAAUAACUUUGGUUCUUGCUGAUAGAUCUAUUAGAGUACCUGAGGAGGUACUUGACGACGUGCCAAUAAGGAUUAACGACUAUCACGUACCAAUGGAUUUCGUUGUGAAGAAAUACCAGAACGAACCGAAAGAUCCCUUCAUUUUGGGUAGGCCAUUUCUAGCUACAGCUGGUGCGAUCAUUGAUGUCAAGGAAGGUCGGAUAUGUCUAAACAUUGGAAACAUUCCAAUGACCUUCAAAAUGGAAAAAAAUGAUAAGAGGACCCUUAAUCGAUAA
Molecule: messenger RNA, 546 nt
Organism: Brassica napus (rape)
Lineage: Eukaryota; Viridiplantae; Streptophyta; Magnoliopsida; Brassicales; Brassicaceae
Exons: 1
Coding region: 1-546 (181 amino acids)
Source: RefSeq, a predicted model, not a curated record